Molecule: messenger RNA, 1155 nt
Organism: Cuscuta campestris
Lineage: Eukaryota; Viridiplantae; Streptophyta; Magnoliopsida; Solanales; Convolvulaceae
Source: the annotation of a GenBank genome assembly
AGCGAUCAUGGGUUCUUCUUCUAGAAAUUUGUAUGCAGGAAUAGGUGAAGGGCAAUCAACCACACGACCACCUCUUUUUGAUGAAACCAAUUAUGCAUAUUGGAAAGAAUGAAUGAGAAUCUAUAUUCGUUCCACGAACUUCCAAUUAUGGUUGGUUAUCAAAAACGGUAAAGAGAUGCCAAUGAAGAAUGUUGGAGACAAGUUGAUCUCCAAGACCGAAGACGAGUUUGAUGCCGAGGACAUCAAAAAAGUCAAGAAUUAUGCAAAGGCAAUAAACAUGCUCUAUUGUGCCGUAAAUCCUGAUGACUACUUCAAAAUCUCCUACUGCUCAACCGCCAAGGAGAUGUGGGACAAACUUGAGGUGAUGUACGAAGGGACAGACCAAGUACGUGAAACCAAGAUCGACUUCCUCACCCAAGAGGAUCUUGUGCGAAAGAUCCUACGGAGCUUGACACCCGAAUGGCGAUCGAAGGCCGAUGCCAUCUAUGAGUCAAUCGGCACAUCAAAUGUCACCAUCGACGAUUUAAGAGUCUUCUUGGAUAAGAAGGACUCAUUUAGAGAGACACGUUGGAGAAGAAUUCUUAUGCUUGAAGAAGUCCUAUUACCUGAGCAGUCUCUGGACAGCCUUCUGUGUCAUUCUGGUUACAUUUACUGUUGGUUGUGGUAUCAGUUAUAUUGCGCCGGUGGAAAAUCUAAGAGCAAGGCCUCCAAGAAGAAGGUCAACGUCGAAGCAACAACCUCUGCGCCCCCGCCGUUUCCCUAUCUCGACGGCUCCUUCCUUGAGUUCGGGUCGGAGGAGGAACUCACCCGGUUCCUCACGCGCUUUGCCAAGCACCCGAUCUGUCCGCCUCGCGUGCUCCCGAAGUUGUUCCCCCAACAAAAGGGGUACCACGACCUCGACAAUCAACUCAAAGAGUCGGGUUUGUGGCCCUUCGUCUCCAAGAGCCGCACUUCCAUCAACCCCGCUUUCGUCCGGGCGUUCUACUCAAAUCUGCGCCGUGACGGGGACACCAUUUACAGCAGCAUCGAUCUCUACGACAUAGAGAUUGAUUUGCCCACCUUUGCUCGGGUCGCAGGGCUACCCAUCCGAGGCAACGACAUCGCGACGUACGGUGGCAAUGAUUAGAUCCUCAACAAUGAAGCGGUCGUCAUUCG